Messenger RNA from Cotesia glomerata, 1545 nucleotides. RefSeq names its product heparan sulfate 2-O-sulfotransferase 1-like. NCBI's taxonomy places the organism in Eukaryota, Metazoa, Arthropoda, Insecta, Hymenoptera, Braconidae. The coding region runs from base 378 to 1220 and encodes 280 amino acids. The transcript is spliced from 6 exons. The record is from RefSeq and is a predicted model, not a curated record. Gene Ontology annotation, molecular function: sulfotransferase activity. Gene Ontology annotation, cellular component: membrane.
UAAACUUUAAUUACCAAGUCUCGUAAAUAUAAACGUCAUAUAAAUGCAACUUUCACUUGCAUUCUUUAAUACCCUCUUAUUUGGACUCUCAACUGUUAAAAUAAUUCAACCUUAUAAAUUGAAACUCGCUGUGAAAAAUGAUUUAGUUAAAAACUAGUGAGCUGCUUACACAGAGGUUUAAUUUAAAAUAAUUAUUCAAGUGAAAAGUAUUAACAAAAUAAACGUAACAAAGAUUCCUACACGUUUAGCAAAGGUGGGAUUCACUGACCCACUGACAUUCUCUUGAGUAUCACCAGGCAUACAAUACUCUUCACAUGACUUGCGAUGAUCUCGCGAAUCAGACUGAAAUAUAUAAGUAUUACAUUUAAUAAAUUUCUAUGCGUCGGGUCAAAAGUUUUGUUAUAAUUAUUUUUUUUCUAUCAGUAUUUUUACUUUUUUACGCAAGUAGGCCGGUUGUGAAAAAUGAAUCACGUGAAGUUAAUUAUUACACGCAACUUCAAAGAAUUGUCACCCCGUCGCUGGCCGAGCUGGGUUUCCAGGGCGUAUCAAAACCCAACGAUGACAUAAUUAUGUUGACAAGAAUUCCAAAUGCGGGUGCUGAAAUUCUGGUGUAUAUUCUCCAACAUUUGUCCGGAUACAAUGCCUUCAAGCAUAUUAGAAUUCCAGCGAAUAAACAGCGAGUUCUUUCUUCUUUGCAUCAGGAGCUGCUGGUUGAAGAAAUUACCAGUAUUAUUAAACAAGAAGCUGUUCCUUUGAGUUUUGAUGGGGAUAUUAAAUUUUUGAAUUUUAAAAAAUUCGAUCGACAAGCUCCGACAUUUAUUUCACUUGUCAGAGAUCCAAGGGAUAUUUUAUUAAAACAUGGAAAUAAAUCAGAAGAAAAUUACCAAAGUGGGAUAUCCUAUUUUUGCGGCCAAGAUUCACGUUGUCUUGUUACAAAUAAAUGGGCAUUAGAACAAGCGAAAAAAAACGUGCUGCAGUGGUACCCAGUCGUAGGAAUAUUAGAACUGAUGGAAGAAACAUUAAAAAUAUUAACAAAUCAAUUUCGCUAUUUCUUCAAUGGCGCUACUGAUAUUUACAUUAAAAAAUUUCGUUUCAGAAGCACGCUUAAAAAGAAAAGAAAAAUAAAUAAAGAAGAAAUAAAUGAUAAACUUAAAAUAGAAAUUGAAUUUUAUUUAUGGCUAAAGUCGCGCUUACUAAGCCAGACUAAUAAAUAUUUUUAAAAUAUUUAUUUAAAAUAAAUUUUAUUUUUUAAGAAAUACAAGAACAAACCAAAGUUUUUGAGUCAAGUCCAUAUGUUACAUUAAUUGCGACACCGACUUGUGAUUCUUCCUGCAUUAAAAAAAAAAAUUAUUAAAAUUAACAAAAAUUAAUUAAAUUUAAUUAUACUUACAUCAAGUUCAUAUAAACUUCGAGGCCGGACUUCAGAUUCAAUUUCCGAACGCAGGCGGUCAUCUUUUGGGUCUUUGAUUUCUGUUGAUAAAGAUGGUUUGUUUUUUCUGAACCAGGAGCAAUCUUUUUCACUAAAAUAAAUGAUUUUUAUUUUAU